AUGGACUAUCAUCCAGCCAGUGGGUUGAUGAUUGUGACUUUCCUACGAGUACGACCAGGUGUACCGAUAACAUUGGGAGCUUUCUGCACAACGGACUACCCUACUGCAGGAUCCAGCCCUAAAAUUUGGAGAUUCCCUAAUCCCUUUGCGAAUGAACUACGAUCGUCUGAUUUUGAAUUUAUAACCGACAAAGAUGGAUUGAAAAAGUUAAAUCCUCUGUUAAAACCCGAUGAACAGUGGGAUGACUCCGUGAUCUUUCCAGAUGAAGUUGAAAGGAUAAUUUCAGUGUAUCAAGUCACAAUUGACGAGAAGUGCAAUCGUGUGUAUUUUGUGGAUAAUGGACAGGUGACCUACAACCUCAAUACAACCUACGUUAUGCAGAAGCCAGCUCUUGUGGUUGUAGAACUUCCCACAGAUGGAUGUAGUGCGAGAAAUUUUCCCAUAAUUCGUCGUGCUGAAUUUCCAGAUGGAAUUGCAGCAAAAGGAUCUGAUGGAUUUUCCCACAUUGCCCUGGAUCAUCAGCCUGGAGAUUCAUGUGAUGACCUCUUCCUCUACAUUCCAAAUAUCUUCCAUAAAUAUCUCACUGUUUAUGAUUACAAAGAAAAUGAAUUUUGGACAAUUGAGCAUGAGACAUUUCAACCAGUUAUAGCUGAAUCUAAUUUUAUUUUUGAUGAAACUUUAGCCUAUGACCUGGCAUUGGGACCCUUAUCAAUUGCUCUAGGACAUGCAGAUGAAAAUGGCGAAAAAACUGUCUAUUAUGCAUCUAUUGCAAGCACAGGACUCUACGCGGUGUCCACGAAAGUUCUCAGAGAUAAAAGUAAAUCGAAUGAAAUUCAACAUUCCGAGGAUUUUAGAAUUAUUGGCUACCGCGGGUGUGAUCAUCAGAUUCUGAAGACAAUCAUUGACGACACACAUGGCGUGAUGUUCUUCUCUGAAGUUCAAUCCAAUCAAAUUCGUUGCUGGAAUAUGAGUAAACCCCUCAAUUCGGACAACAUUGGGGUAGUUUAUGAAUCCAAAGACCUUAAGUUUGGCUUGCAAAUGUUCAUUGAUUCCCUGGGCUACCUCUGGUUCCACUCAACUAGACUUCCACUGAUCUACAAAACUGAUUUACCCCUAAAUCUCGAUGAAGUUAAUUCAAGAAUUUUCCGUGUUAAAGUUACUGAUGCAAUUCGUGGAACAAUUUGUGUGAAUGAGCAAGAAGUUUAAUAAAGAAAAACUUUUAAAUCCCACACAAAAACGUUAAAAUGGAACAUCUUCUACCUGAGCCAAAAAAAGCUCCUCCUAUACCUGGUUUUAUUAAGAAUGAAAUCAAAGCUAAAAAAAAAGGCAGGUCAACGUUAGAAGCAUCGAAAGUUGCAAGA
This is a messenger RNA of Lutzomyia longipalpis, 1361 nucleotides long. RefSeq names its product L-dopachrome tautomerase yellow-f2-like. Bases 1 to 1206 code for a protein of 401 amino acids. NCBI's taxonomy places the organism in Eukaryota, Metazoa, Arthropoda, Insecta, Diptera, Psychodidae. The transcript has a single exon. The record is from RefSeq and is a predicted model, not a curated record. Gene Ontology annotation, cellular component: extracellular region.